AUGCCGCCAGCGAAUUAGUUGCAGCUUAGCCGUCAAGCGUUCAACAUGUUUGUCUCACGUCGUUGUAGUUGCUUUGUGUUAUUUUGGAUUUGCCUGCUCAGCGUGGUGUGCGCGCAGGGCAACAAUUGGCCGCCAGCCACAGAUGGCAGAUGGGCAGGUGGGGCCAAUGGGCAGGUAGGAGCUGGCGCCGUUGCCAACGCGGGCAUGCAUCCGCCUGGUCAGCUGGGCAGCACGGAUCCGCAGUUUAGCUACGGCUAUGCGGGCGUUGACUCGCGUGGUCCCUACGGCGGAGCUGGCGGCAAUGGUGGCUACUACGUCAGCGGCGUCGACGAGCAUGGACGUCCCUAUAACUAUAACGGCGGCGCUGGAGCUGCACCCAAUUAUCACAAUAGCUACAACUACAGAUCAGGCGCUGCAGUCGCUUUGGGCUCACUCGGUUUGGCGCUAACGUUGACGCUGCUGGCAACGCGAGCUUGAGCUCCAAGCCCGACUUUAUGUUUUUUUUUUUUGUAUUUUUUAAGUGAUAUUUAUAUAAACAGCUCAUUUUAUUGCUGCAUGU
Messenger RNA from Drosophila busckii, 559 nucleotides. RefSeq names its product protein argonaute 2. The record is from RefSeq and is a predicted model, not a curated record. The coding region runs from base 46 to 477 and encodes 143 amino acids. The transcript is spliced from 2 exons. NCBI's taxonomy places the organism in Eukaryota, Metazoa, Arthropoda, Insecta, Diptera, Drosophilidae.